Rasamsonia emersonii CBS 393.64 is the source of this 672-nucleotide messenger RNA. Its product is annotated as ADP-ribosylation factor family protein. Gene Ontology annotation, cellular component: Golgi apparatus. The record is from RefSeq and is a predicted model, not a curated record. Gene Ontology annotation, biological process: Golgi to plasma membrane protein transport; protein localization to organelle; intracellular protein transport. Gene Ontology annotation, molecular function: GTPase activity; GTP binding. The coding region runs from base 1 to 672 and encodes 223 amino acids. The transcript is spliced from 2 exons. NCBI's taxonomy places the organism in Eukaryota, Fungi, Ascomycota, Eurotiomycetes, Eurotiales, Trichocomaceae.
AUGUAUCAUCUUGCAAAGUCGCUCUAUCUCUAUGCCACCAGCAAGGAGGAAUACUCCGUCCUCCUCCUCGGCCUCGACAACGCCGGAAAGACGACCCUCCUCUCCCAGAUCAAGGCGCUCUACCUGCCUCCCUCCGACGGCGCCCCAGCCCCGAACCCGGGCCGCACCGUGCCCACCGUCGGCCAGAACGUCGCCACCAUCCCGCUGCCGGACAUGUACCUGAAGAUCUGGGACGUCGGCGGCCAGACCUCCAUGCGCGGCCUGUGGCAGAGCUACUACGCGAGCUGUCACGCCAUCAUCUUCGUGGUCGACAGCACGGACGUCGGCGACGGGCUCGACGACGACUUCGCGGGGACCGGUUCCGGUUCUAACCGCGGCCGCCUGGACGAGUGUCGGCAGGUGCUCGAGUCGGUGCUGCAGAACGCCGACACGGCCGGGGUGCCGAUCCUGGUGCUGGCCAACAAGCAGGACCGCGAGGACUGCGUCGAGGUGGUGCGGAUCAAGGAGGGGUUUGUGCGGCAGGUCUUCGAGGGCGAGAAGGGCGGCGGCGUGCGCGACAGUCGGGUUUUGCCUGUCAGCGCGCUGCUGGGGACCGGCGUGCGCGAAGCGGUCGAAUGGGUGCAGAGUCGAGUUAAAUGGAACAAGGAGGGCCGGCCCCCAGUGAUGCGAUAG